GCAAAACUGUUCUUGUCCCCAAGGUACACCAUAUAGUUGAACUUGGUAGUCAUGAGAAUAUGUUUUAUAUAUAAACGAGCUUGUCACUGGUUAAAACCAGUUUGGGGUAAAUUAUUGAAGUUUACAUAUCAAUAAACGUGCAGUAUUAAGAAGAUGUCUAUUUUUCUUAAUAUAAGUAUUGGACUUUUUUUAUCAUGGUUUUGUCAGAGAAGAAGUGUGGAGGCGGAAUUAAGUGCUAACGGAGUAUAUGAACUGUUGUCAACGCGAAUAGACAAUGUUAUUCGUGAAAACAAUAAUCUAAAAUCUGAGCUUAAGGAAACUAAAGCAGAUCUUCAAAAACAACUAAAAACAGAAGCAAAAUUAUUGCGGAAAAUACUAGAUGACGAGAAUGCACAUAUGAAAGAAACAAGAAUGACAUUUGAACAAAAAUUUAAAAGUUUCCAGUUGGAAAUCUUAAAUGAUUUAAAUUCAAUGAAUAUCUCAAGACAAACAUCUGUAAGCAAAUUAGAAAAUUCAAUUUCCAAACAAAACAUGGCAGUUAUCACAAUGCUACAGGCAGUUGAGAACAAACUUCGUUCAGUAUCGACAAAGCAAGACAGACAGGAAGGCACAUUUUCUGGUCAAAUUAGUGCUUUAAGCAGACGAAUCUCUGUGGAAGAAGCCAGAAAGGUUGCAUUUUCAGCUAGACUCACGAAGAAACAAAGCUAUUAUGGCAAAGAUGAACGAAUAGUGUUUGAUGAAGUUAAAUAUAGUUACGGCGGAGGAUACAGCUCUUCAACGGGGAUAUUUACAGCGCCAAAAUCAGGAACUUAUUUGUUUACUUAUAAUAUAGAAUCAACAAGUUCAGGUAUGGCCCAUGUGAGUUUAAUGAUAGAUAGUCGUGUUACAACUCAAGCUUUGGUAGGAAAAGGUCCAGAUUACAAUGGUGGAAACUCGGCGAUAGCUUAUGUUUGGAAAGGUGAAAAGGUUUGGGUAGAGACUGCUUCAUUUCAAGAUAUGUAUUACAUCGGGCCGUACAGAACUACAUUUAAUGGUAUCUUGAUCGACUAAAAUAAAGUACCAUGAAUUGCAAUACAGCGUGAUCAAACGUAAAAUAAUUAUCGAUUCCUUCUGACUUACGUUCUUAUCCUCUUUUUUAUUUAAAGCCUAGGGGAAGCUGAUUUUAAUCACAUUGUUAUUAUAGAUUUGAAUUCGCACUGCAAAGUCUCGGAGAUUAAUUAAUUUUUUGAUUUUUGUUCAAGUUAAACCCUUUGAAAACUAAAUUAUGUUUCUAUUUAGAUAUCAAAAUACAAAUAUUGGUUUUGGCCAUCCUGAAUGUGAGGAAAGUAUUUCUUAUUCUUUUAAGAACUAGAUUUCGCAGACUAACUAAAAAUAUGAAGUGGUUGAAAUUAUAGUUUGUACUGAACAAUGCAAUCGAUCAUUUUUUCAAAAUUCUAAUAUAUCUUAUUCAUUUUAUCACCCAAAUUUGUCAUUUAAUACUUUCCCGUUAUAUACGCCAUACUCGCAUUAUUUAAAGAUUUAAGAAUUAAUUUCAACAACUACAGUAUGGUUAGUGUUUAAUUUCAUUUAUCUGUCGCGGGACUGCAUUGCGGCAGACAAUUUUGUUUUCAUCAAUGUUGACUUACAAACAAUAAUCUAAACUUAGCCAGGAUAUUGUAAAUAAAUGAUUUGUGAGACAUUUUGCCGAGAUCAUACAAUAAUUAUAAGGGAUUUAUGUACAAAUAAUAAGCAAUUGUUCAUGAAUAUUGUAUGCUUUUAUAAAAUUUUGAUUUGCAUUAUUUUAGCUACAUUUAAUUAAAAAGUGACAUUUUCGCAUACCUUGUCUUUGUUUUCCUUUGUUUGGCCGCUAAAUGAAAUAGACUCACACCA
Ruditapes philippinarum (Manila clam) is the source of this 1869-nucleotide messenger RNA. RefSeq lists its product as uncharacterized. Bases 154 to 1050 code for a protein of 298 amino acids. The record is from RefSeq and is a predicted model, not a curated record. NCBI's taxonomy places the organism in Eukaryota, Metazoa, Mollusca, Bivalvia, Venerida, Veneridae. The transcript has 3 exons. Gene Ontology annotation, molecular function: protein binding.